Molecule: messenger RNA, 1714 nt
Organism: Anopheles coustani
Lineage: Eukaryota; Metazoa; Arthropoda; Insecta; Diptera; Culicidae
Product: angiotensin-converting enzyme-like
Exons: 6
Coding region: 4-1626 (540 amino acids)
Biological process (GO): proteolysis
Cellular component (GO): plasma membrane
Molecular function (GO): peptidyl-dipeptidase activity; metallopeptidase activity
Source: RefSeq, a predicted model, not a curated record
GCGAUGCAGCAGAUCGCGAUCGAUCGUUUGGAGAGUGGUGACUUGAAGCGCCGUAUCAGAAAACUUUCGAAACUGGGCUAUCGGGUACUGCCAGCCGACGAGUAUAUUGAUAUAAUGUACUCGAUAGGCUCUAUGAGGAGUAGCUUUGCGGAUAUAAAGUUGUGUCAUUACGACAACCAAUCUAGGUGUGACAUUUCGCUCGAACCGGAGCUGACGGAAAUCUUCGCUAACAACCGGAACCAGGAGGAGCUGAAGUAUUACUGGGUGCAGUGGUACAACGAAGCAGGGACAACGGCACGCGCACCGUUCAUGAACUACGUCGAUUUGGUCAGAGAAGCUGCUCUGCUGAACAACUUUACCUCCGGUGCUGAAGUUUGGCUGAGUGAGUACGAGGAUAAUACUAUCGAGCAGCAGGUUGACGAAAUUAUGAAUCAAAUCAGACCACUCUAUGAGCAGCUACAUGCCUACGUUCGUUACAAGCUGGGACAAAUGUAUGGCGAUAAGGUGGUCUCCCCUACCGGUCCGAUUCCAAUGCAUUUGCUCGGUAAUCUGUGGGCAACCAAGUGGAACCAUAUUGCAGAUUUUACAACGCCAUUCCCACACAAACAACUUUUCGACGUUACCGACGAGAUGAUCCGCCAAGGGUACACUCCGCUGAAAAUGUUCCAGAUGGGAGAUGACUUUUUCGCUUCUCUGAACAUGACAAAGCUGCCACCAGUUUUUUGGGAGAAGAGCAUUCUGGAAAAGCCAACCGAUGGACGGGAUUUAGUUUGUCAAGCCAGUGCAUGGGAUUCCUACAAGAUCGACGACGUACGCAUUAAACAAUGCACACGUGUGACGAUGGAUCAGCUCUUUGACGCUCAUCACGAGCUUGGCCACACUCAAUAUUACCUACAGUACCAACAUCAGCCGGUCGAGUAUCGCCGUGGUGCAAACCCAGGAUUUCACGAGGCCGUCGGGGACGUUAUCGCCCUAUCGGUAUCUACACCGAAGCACAUGAAGAAAGUAGGCCUCCUGCAGGACUACGAUGACGACGAACAGGUCAAGAUUAACCAGUACUACCGCUCUGGCCUAACAAAGCUUGUCUUCAUACCGUUCGCCUACACGGUGGACAAAUAUCGUUGGGGUGUGUUCCGGGAUGAGAUAAAGCCGAAGGAGUACAACUGUAGAUUUUGGCAGCUGCGUUCGCAAUACUCCGGCAUUGAGCCACCGGUUGUGCGCACGGAAGAGGACUUCGAUCCUCCGGCCAAGUUUCACGUUUCGGCUGAUGUGGAAUAUCUUCGCUAUUUCGUGUCCUACAUCAUUCAGUUUCAGUUUCAUCGCGCCGCUUGUACGUUGGCGGGAGAGUACGUAAAGGGAGACCCGGAGAAGACCCUGAACAACUGCGACAUUUACCAAAGCACCGCUGCUGGAAACAAAUUAAAAGAAAUGCUUGCCCUUGGAUCGUCGAAACCGUGGCCAGACGCGAUGGAAAUCCUCACUGGUGAGCGGAAAAUGAGUGCGGACGCUCUGUUGGAAUAUUACGAUCCAUUGUAUAAAUGGUUGUUGGAGGAGAAUAAACGUUUGGGAGUUCACGUUGGCUGGACCGAUUCCGAGAAGUGUGUUGCUAAUACUGCAGAAGGAUGAUCGAACUCAGGAGAUUCUUGGGAUGACAUUUAAACAUUCUGGAUUGAAAUCCUACGCAAAUAAAUCGAUCGUAAAUUUGAACAUGGUA